AUGAAUCAACCAUAUAUACGUAAGAUUAGUCUCAUUAAUGUUAAGGAUAAAAAAGUUAGGAGGAAACCUCCAAAACUUUGCUCUCAAUGUAAGGAGACCGAUAGUUGUUUCAAAUUAUUUUCUAAUAAAGUCAAUAGAAUUGAAGAAAUUGUUGAUAAUUUAUAUAACAAUCUUCAAAAAAAGAAGAUUGAAAAUUUCCCGAUAUAUCAGGCAAAAUUUAUUCUUAAUAAAGUUCCUUGCGAAAUAGAAUACGAUUUGUCAAAUUUCACUUUAGAAGAAUUAGAAAAAUUAGGCAAUUUUACAAUUCAAAAUUUCAUUGGAGAUAAUUAUUCACAUUCUACCUCUUUUAAUCAAAAUGAGAAUAAAAAGUUUUCUCUCAAUCAUGUUCCUUGCGAAUUAGAUUUCACUUCAGAAAUUAGUUAA
Molecule: messenger RNA, 423 nt
Organism: Funneliformis mosseae
Lineage: Eukaryota; Fungi; Glomeromycota; Glomeromycetes; Glomerales; Glomeraceae
Source: the annotation of a GenBank genome assembly